Nicrophorus vespilloides is the source of this 2141-nucleotide messenger RNA. Its product is annotated as CTP synthase-like. Gene Ontology annotation, cellular component: cytoophidium; cytoplasm. The transcript is spliced from 7 exons. The record is from RefSeq and is a predicted model, not a curated record. Gene Ontology annotation, molecular function: CTP synthase activity; identical protein binding. Gene Ontology annotation, biological process: CTP biosynthetic process; pyrimidine nucleobase biosynthetic process. Bases 138 to 1982 code for a protein of 614 amino acids. NCBI's taxonomy places the organism in Eukaryota, Metazoa, Arthropoda, Insecta, Coleoptera, Silphidae.
GCGCAUGUAACCAAUAGCAACUAGUCGAAACUUAGAGCGGGAUGUGAGCUGUGGUUGAUUUUAACGAAAAAGCAACACGUGAAAAGAUCUGAUUAUAACAUACUUUACGCGGUGUAGUUAAUUGUGAUACGAGUUCUAUGAUGUCGAAUAUGAAAUACAUAUUGGUUACCGGUGGCGUCAUUAGCGGUGUAGGCAAAGGUGUUAUUUCUAGUUCCUUCGGAACUAUUCUCAAAUGUUGCGGCAUCGAAGUGACCUCCAUCAAGAUCGACCCCUACAUCAAUCUCGAUGCAGGCACAUUUUCCCCAUACGAGCACGGUGAGGUUUAUGUGUUAGAUGAUGGGGGUGAAGUUGAUUUGGAUUUGGGGAACUAUGAGAGGUUCCUUGACAUUACUCUGCAUAGAGACAACAACAUCACCACUGGCAAAAUUUAUCAAAUGGUCAUUGAUAGAGAAAGACAUGGGGACUAUUUGGGGAAAACAGUGCAAGUUGUACCACAUAUUACGGAUGCAAUCCAAGAGUGGGUUGAAAGAGUGGCCAAAGUGCCAGUCAGUAAAACAGGUAAAACUCCAGAAGUUUGUAUCAUAGAACUUGGUGGUACUAUUGGUGACAUUGAAAGUAUGGCUUUCGUUGAGGCUUUUAGGCAGUUCCAGUUCAGGGUAAAAAGGGAGAACUUUUGCACAGCUCAUGUGUCUUUAGUGCCACAACCUCGUUCAACUGGAGAGCAGAAGACGAAACCUACACAAGCGUCUGUGCGAGAACUACGCGGUUUGGGAUUAUCACCCGAUAUAAUAGUUUGCCGUUCGGAGAAAGCUAUAGAUCAGAGCGUUCGCAACAAAAUAUCCAAUUUUUGUCACGUUGCACCUGAGCAGGUGAUCUGUAUUCAAGACCUUUCCUCGAUCUACAAAGUACCAAUUUUGAUGGAAUCACAUGGCAUCGUUGAGUACUUGAAUGAACGGCUUCAAUUGGGUAUAAAUCCUAUGCUUCCAGCUAGGAAAUUCAUGAAGCAAUGGAUCGAUCUUUCUGAGAAAAUAGAAAAUCUGAGAAAUGAAGUCGAGAUAGCUAUAGUUGGAAAAUACACCCGUCUAGAAGACUCUUACACCUCCGUUACGAAGGCCGUGCAGCAUGCCGCCAAUGCCGCUGGGUUUUCGGUAAAAAUUAAGUUCAUCGAAGCCUCCAACUUGGAGAACGAGAUGAAGCAGGAAUGUCCUGCUUCCUAUCACGAGGCUUGGCAUGAUUUGGUGAAGACAGAAGGUGUUAUCGUUCCUGGUGGUUUUGGUAAACGCGGCGUUGAGGGUAAAAUAGCUGCAGCAAAUUGGUGUCGUGUGAACAACAAACCGUAUUUGGGAAUCUGUCUAGGAUUUCAAACCGCGGUAAUCGAGUUUGCUCGUAAUGUUUUGAAGCUAGAAGGCGCUAACACCGCGGAGUGCGAAGAAGUUUUGGAGCAUCCUAUUAUUAUAGAUAUGCCGGAACAUAACACCGGCCAAAUGGGUGGUACCAUGAGGCUUGGCAAGAGAUCAACGGUGUUCAAGCAAUCUGCGAGCAGUAGUAAAAUAAUGAGGCUUUACAACAACAGGGAUAUGAUCGAAGAGCGUCACAGACAUAGGUACGAAGUGAACCCAAAGUAUAUCAAAGACUUAGAAGCUGGCGGUUUGGAAUUUGUGGGCGUUGAUGUCGAAGGUACCCGUAUGGAGAUUUUUGAACUGAAGAAGCAUCCGUACUUCGUGGCCACUCAGUUCCAUCCUGAGUACCUUUCGAGACCUAUGACGCCCUCUCCACCCUUCAUGGGUCUUAUUUUGGCCGCCAAAGAUAGGUUAAAACCUUAUUUAAUACGUGGUUGCAAGUUGUCCCCCCGCCAAGAAUAUGACUACGAUGAAAGCGAGGAUGAAGAGGUGUGUGCAUCGAUGGUUCAGCAAUUGAAUUUAGCAAGGGUACCAGAAUCAGAUGGUAGCAGUGCUUACAGCAGUUCAUCCAGUAUGCUGUGAUUAAUUAACAGGAGGACCGUUUUUUUGAGCAGGAGUGUUAAACUUAAUUGGACAGGGAAUCAUUUUUUAUAAAAGUAUAUCUCAUGAGGGUCGAAGAAAUUUUCUUGACUUUUAAAAAAAAUUGCUGCAAUAAUUAGAAUUGAAGAGAAGUGAAAAAUA